Salvia miltiorrhiza (redroot sage) is the source of this 1464-nucleotide messenger RNA. RefSeq lists its product as uncharacterized. The transcript is spliced from 3 exons. Lineage: Eukaryota; Viridiplantae; Streptophyta; Magnoliopsida; Lamiales; Lamiaceae. The coding region runs from base 1 to 1464 and encodes 487 amino acids. The record is from RefSeq and is a predicted model, not a curated record.
AUGGCUGACAAUUCUAAAGUAGUCGUUACUAAGGAUGGCCUGCUUGCACCGCUAGAUACCGGCACCGGACAUGAACCUCCAUUCAGGGCCGGAUCGUCGUAUGCUAAUGUCACUGCUCCCACACGUAUCAAAAAACCGGACCUCCCGGCACAUAAGUUCCAAGCCUUGCGCCCCUUCAGUGCUGACGAGAAAGCUGAUGAUCAAUAUACGUACGAGCCUCAGUUUGUGGAGAAUGCUGGUAAUGUAGAUGAAGAUUAUGUUCCAUCGUCUGAAGCCGAGAUUGAUACAAGCGCCUCUGAAGACUUGUCGGAGCCAGAGAACGUGAGAAGGGCGGGGAUUGAAUAUGCAGGUUGGCAGAAUUUGCAGAUCGAUGACGAUGAUGACGAACAGGGCAAGGAAUUUUCUGUCACCAAAUCAGACAGCAGACGAAUUUACUUCAAAUGCAAGCAUUCAAAUACGUGCCCCUUCAAGCUCCAUGCAUCGUCACAAGAUGGAGCCAUUUGGGGAGUGUAUAAGUUCACCAAUGAGCACUCAUGCGACGGUGAGCUAGGGCGUGUAGCGCGAAUAAAGGCCCCCGCAAAAGUCGUCGCAGCAUAUUUAGCACAGAAAAUACACGACGAUUGCGAGAUCUUGAAGCCGAAGGCCAUCCAGCUGGAGCUGCGACAUGAGUUUGGCGUACAGAUCAAGUACGAUGUUGCAUUGCGAGCCCAUAAUCGAGCGACUGAGAUGGUUUAUGGUCGACAUGAUCAGUCCUUCGAGAUGCUGCCCAAGUACUUAUACAUGUUGAGACAAUCCAAUCUCGGUUCGAUGGUGGAGUGGGAAGUUGACGAUGAUGGCCGAUUCAAACACUUAUUUGUUGCUCUUGCAGCUUCGGCUACCCCUUUCAUGUUCAGCUUAUGGCCAGUGAUUGUCGUCGACGGCACACACUUGAAGGGCAAGAAUAGGGGUAUUUUGUUUGUUGCAGUGACGAAGGACGGCAACGAGAGUUUGUUCCCACUCGCGUAUGGUGUUGGCCCGAAAGAGAACGAUGAAUCGUGGACUUAUUUCAUGUCACGCAUUCGACGUGUUUAUGGCCAAGCCAAUCCACUUUUGAUUGUCUCUGAUCAACAUAUCUCCAUUGCCAAUGCUAUCAGGAAUGAGUUACCAAAUGCCACCCACGGCCUAUGCUACUACCAUUUGCAAAAUAACCUGAAGCAUUACGGUAAGGCAGUGGUCGAGGUGUAUCGACAAGCUGCAUUUGCGUACGAGAAGUCCGACUUCACUAGGGCUAUGAACGCCCUGAAGGUUAUGAAGAGAGCCGCGUACGAUAAACUAAUGGGGAUUGGGCCGGAAAAGUGGGCUCAUUCGAUGUGUCCUAUGCCUGUGCGACGCUACAGUUUUAUGACAUCAAAUGCUGCUGAAGCUUUUAAUUCCAGAUUGUUAGAGGCAAUCGGAAUUGUUAUUGAGAAAUGGUUCAGCGAGUGA